Molecule: messenger RNA, 2817 nt
Organism: Epithele typhae
Lineage: Eukaryota; Fungi; Basidiomycota; Agaricomycetes; Polyporales; Epitheliaceae
Product: protein transporter SEC24
Exons: 13
Coding region: 1-2817 (938 amino acids)
Biological process (GO): intracellular protein transport; endoplasmic reticulum to Golgi vesicle-mediated transport; COPII-coated vesicle cargo loading
Cellular component (GO): endoplasmic reticulum exit site; COPII vesicle coat
Molecular function (GO): zinc ion binding; SNARE binding
Source: RefSeq, a predicted model, not a curated record
AUGGCCUCCCCUGCUCAGCAACUUCCUCCAGGAUGGGCGGCAGAAUGGGAUCAAAAUGCCCAACGCUACCUCUUCAUCGAAACCGCGACCGGGAGGACGCAAUGGGAGCCCCCCUUCCCCGAUCCUGAAGGCAUGAACCCCGCGAUGGCACAGGCACCAAGCACAUCCCCUCCUCCCCAGCCCUCGAAGCGUAGGCAGUAUGCCGCCGGCCAGACCCAGGCAUACUAUGGCGCCGACACCAUGGGCCCACCAGCGCCCUCAUACGGCCCAGGACCCGGCCAGCCUGCUCAGCCCUCCCAGCUCUUCACCCCUGGGCUCGCAAACGACGGCCAGUUCUCGCAGCAGCAGAUGGGCGGCCAGCCCGGCCAAGCCCCGUACUACGUCGGCGGGCCUCAAGAGCCUGAAUACAUCAACGCGUCUGGCUUCGGUCAGGUCCCAGCGUAUCAGCCAGGCGCAGUCGACCAGCUCGCCGGCCAGUUCUCCCAGAUGGGCAUGGGCCAGCAGCCGGCGGGUCUCCGGCUGCUCACCACGAACCUGCUCAACGCACCGCCCGAACCUCUCGAGCUUCACCGCCCACCACCUGCGAUAAUUCUCCCACCGAACGCGGCGGUGUCGAACUCGCCAUUCUCGAACUCGGACUCGUCGUACCAGCGCUGCACGCUCAACGCGAUCCCGACGUCAAACUCGCUUCUGAGCAAGGUCAAGAUCCCACUCGGCCUCGUGAUCACUCCGUACCGCUCGCUCAAUGAAGGGGAGGAGCCUGUGCCCCUUGUCACGGACACGGUUAUCGCGCGGUGCAGGAGAUGCAGGACGUACAUCAACCCUUACGUGCAGUUCAUCGAUGGCGGCAACCGCUGGCGAUGCUGCAUGUGCUCAAUGUCGAAUGAGGUUCCACAACUCUUCGACUGGGACCAGGUCCGGAAUCAGCCCGGCGACCGCUGGGCGCGCGCCGAGCUCAACCACGGCGUCGUCGAGUUCGUCGCCCCCACCGAGUACAUGGUCCGACCUCCACAGCCGGCGGUCUACGUCUUCCUCAUCGACGUCAGUCACAACGCGAUCGAGUCCGGCAUGGUCGCGACCGCGACACGCACCAUCCUCGAGAACUUGGAUCGCAUCCCGAACGAAGACUCGCGCACGAAGGUCGCGUUCAUCGCGUACGACGUGUCCCUUUACUUCUUCUCGCUCCCUGCCGGCACAACUGACUCUCAGAUGCUCGUUGUCUCGGAUAUCGACGACGUGUUCUUGCCGAAGCCAACGGACCUGCUUGUCAACCUUGCGGAGAGCCGUCCAGCAAUCGAGCACCUGAUGGGGAGGUUGAAUGAUAUGUUUCAAGAAAACCACAUCAUUGGGAGUGCCAUGGGACCUGCUCUCCAGGCUGCAUUCAAGCUGAUGUCGCACAUUGGUGGCAAGAUUGUCACGCUCUCUGCCAGUCUUCCAUCGCUUGGCGCUGGUGCUCUGAAGAACAGGGAGGAUCCUAAGGUCUUGGGCACGUCCAAGGAGUCUGCACUACUCCAAGCCGCGUCGCCAUUCUACAAGACAUUCGCCAUCGAGUGCUCAAGAGCCCAGGUGGCCGUCGACAUGUUCUUGUUCAGCGCCGCAUACCAAGAUGUGGCGACCCUCGCUUGCUUGCCCCAUUACACCUCUGGCCAGACUUACUUCUACCCUGCCUUCAACGCGGGUCGGACGGAUGAUGCUAUCAAGUUCGCGCACGAGUUCGGCGAAAUGCUGGCGAUGCCUAUCAUGCUGGAAGCUGUCAUGCGUAUUCGCGCCUCGAAGAACCUACGCAUGUCGUCAUUCCAUGGCAACUUCUUUGUGCGGUCAACGGAUCUCCUCGCCAUGCCCUCUGUUCCCCAGGACCUGUCAUACGCGGUCGAGAUCCAGAUCGAGGACAACAUCACUGCACCCUUCGUCGUUCUCCAGACUGCCAUCCUUCACACAACCUGCUACGGCGAGCGCCGCAUUCGUGUCGUCACCACUGCGCUGCCUACGACGAGCAACCUUUCGGACUUGUUUGCGUCUGCAGACCAAGUCGCGAUUGCGACGCUCCUGGCGAACAAGGCAGUCGAGCGCUCGCUCACGCACAAGCUCGAGGACGCGCGCGACGCGCUGUUCAACAAGAUGGUCGAGAUCUUGUCGGCUUACAAGGGCAGCAUGACUGCGGCAGGUGCAGGCGCGAGCGCACAGCUUGCGAUCUCGGAGAACCUGAAGAUGUUGCCUGUUCUCACGCUUGGGCUGCUCAAGAAUGUUGGCAUCAGGCAAAGCGCGCAAAUCCCACCAGACCUCCGCGCAUACGCCCAGUGCCUCCUUACGACCCUCCCGCCCCAGACCCUCAUGCCCUACAUCUACCCUGCAUUUUAUUCUCUCCACAACAUGGCUCCAGAGUGCGGUACGGUCGGCGAGCAGGGCAUCAUCAUGCCCAAACCCCUUCCCCUUACUUCAGAAUGUCUGGAGCGCCACGGCCUUUUCCUUAUCGAGGACGGCCAGACGAUCUUCCUCUGGGUCGGUCGGGACGCUAUACCGCAGCUCAUCAUGGACGUCUUCAACCUCCCCAGCUACGAGGUUCUCCGUGGCGGCAAGACCACGCUGCCCCUGCUCGAUAACCCGUUCUCACAGCGAGUCAACGGCGUCAUCCAAAAGACGCGCGAGAUGCGCCGGGGCGUGUACCACCCACAUCUGUACAUCGUCAAGGAGGACGGCGAGCCGCCGCUCCGUCUCUGGGCCCUCAGCUGCCUCAUUCAGGACCGCGCAGACGUCCUACCAAGCUAUCAGCAAUUCGUUUCGCAAUUGCGCGACAAGGUGAACGGGUCGAGUUACUGA